GUGGUUUGGCGAAAAUACAGCAGCCGCGGAACAUGGCGAGGACAACCAGAUCAAAAGCGAGCGCAUCCGCCGCAAAAUCGAAUUCUAAGCCUGCGAGCACCCCUAAUAUCAAAUCGAAGUACACAUUACCUAAAGAGUCCCUAAACCCACCGAAGCUCUUCAUUCUUCCUACGAAAACUACCAAGGACGCAAGAAUAGUCUCUCUCCCAAAUCCAAGAUAUGGAAAGCCAACGAGGUAUCUCGUAUGUCCAGAAACCGGAAUAUAUGAAUUCACCAAGAUCGCCGCUCCCAAAUCCACUCCCAGAAGUUGGUUAAUAGAGUGCGAGAGUACGGACAAAGUCGAACAAAAGACAUCUGAAGAUAGCGCCGAACUUCGCGCCUAUAUCACAAAAGGCGCUGACCUAUAUAUCGCGACACCAGUCGACCCCAUAUUCCUCCUCUUGCCCGCCUUCGCAGAUCAAUCCUCCAAGACUAAAGACGGGAAGCGAAUGUUUGUAACAAGCGACGAUCACCUCGACUCUAUACGGAGUGAUUCGUCGCACUUAUCAGAGAUAUUGCGAUGGGGCAAGGUACGGACGCUACUAGAGUCGCGGAUGGCAGCGAUAUGCGACACAAAGGAAGCGGGUGACGAAACCAUGUUCCGCUUCAACGAAGAGAAACUCCUAGCUGAAGUACUAGGCAAGGCGCGGAAAAUGAGCGAGCAGCCACUACCGAAGAGUAUGGAAGAUAAGUUCGUGGCCAAGACACUAGAAGCGCCAGUCGUAGGUGUAAAAAGGGAGAACACAACCGGCACCGAGAAAACACCAAUACAAAUAGAACCAUCUGAGCCAACUUCAGGGGCAUCAACCCCCAAGGUCGAAUCGGUUGAUAGCCAAUCUUCCAACUCAUCAACAGAUACCACCACAACCUCCGUCUCAGACGCCCCCACAGCUACCACCUCCGUCGCCGCCGACGAGCCCAGCGCCGUAGAAGAAAUUCCCACACUCCACGCCUCACCCGAAGUUGUGAAACUACAACGGCUACGCAUAGCCUUCGCCUUCAUCUGCUCGGCCUACAUCACACCCGCACAAGCCGCGCUUCUGCAAAAGAAACUGGCAAAUGCAGAUGAAGUAAAGGUGAACUUCGCGCCACUAGACGCGUACCUCACGCAGAUCACCCAGCUGCGGCAAGAAGCCACCGCCGCGCGCGGGAUGGGAGACUACUCGCGCAAGCGGGUGAUGGACGAAGAGGAGAUGGCGGAGCGCGGGGAGAAGAAGCGGAGAAAGGACGAGGAUGAGAAGAGGAAGAAGGCCGGAGAGAGUAGGGGGGUACGAGAUUUAAAGAAAGUAAAUACGGUGGGGAUGAAGAAGAUGAGUGAUUUCUUUAAGAAGAAAUAAGAUAUACCUAGAAAUGAUAAUAAAGAUCGGUCGGUU
Molecule: messenger RNA, 1412 nt
Organism: Annulohypoxylon maeteangense
Lineage: Eukaryota; Fungi; Ascomycota; Sordariomycetes; Xylariales; Hypoxylaceae
Exons: 1
Coding region: 33-1376 (447 amino acids)
Biological process (GO): ribonucleotide metabolic process; RNA catabolic process
Cellular component (GO): ribonuclease H2 complex; nucleoplasm
Source: RefSeq, a predicted model, not a curated record